Messenger RNA from Symbiodinium necroappetens, 8733 nucleotides. The record is from the annotation of a GenBank genome assembly. Lineage: Eukaryota; Dinophyceae; Suessiales; Symbiodiniaceae.
AUGACUGCGUGUUGCGGCUUUCGGAUAUGGAUGGUGCUCUUCAUGUCUGGCAUUCUGACGCUGUUUCUCUACAUAAAUGCCAUGUUUGGAGAAGACGAUUUCCGAGAGAGCAAAGACCCACCAGAGAACUCCCAGGCUGAGCUGCAGGAGGCGGCAAGGACAAAAAACGUGCAGCCCGCAGCCAAGCUGAAUCUCCAGCCUCAAAUGGCGUGCCUAGCCAUGAUCUCCGUGUCUACAACAGCCAGUGAACUGCAGAUUCGUGUGGAGCACCUCAGCCGGCAGCACGAGUACAACUUUAGAAAUCGAUAUUUGAUCUUCGACACAAAAGGAGAGGACCUCAUGGGACCCAUGCAAGAAGUCGCAGACGCGCUGGUCAAGGGUAACUUCGUUGAUACCUGGAUGACCGUUGACUACUCCGCGGCGUACAAGCGUGGUGUCAACAUGUCAGCGCAGUGGGAUGACGUGGACAAGUUCCGACCAGGUACCUUCCUUGGCGCCUGGCAAGGGAAAGGAUAUGGUCUUGGGGUUCCUGGCCUGCCUCCUGGCCCAGUGGCUUUUGCGACUGGACGCCCGAGUCAGGCGGGACUGCGACCUGGUGCAGGAAGUGCACCCAUGAGCCCAGUUUCUCCGCUAGCUCCCGGUCAACCGCUGCUUGGAACGGCUGCUCUGACUUUUGCUGCGACUGCUCCUGCGAACGUAGAUGGUGGUCAAGGUGUUUCGGGCGGCCAGGCAGCGACUCAACCAUGUGGAGCCAGCAUUGCUGGCAGUGCAGCUAACGCCUUGGGAGCUGCCGGGCAACCCGGGAGCUCGUCUACAAGCCCGGGCCCUCAAGGGGUCCAGAGUGCCUUUGAGCUGUUGGGCCGAAAGGCACCCUCUGAUCGAGGCCAUUCCAGUUUGGACACAAGUGAUGCUAUCGUGCGUGCUUUGACUAUGGCUGUUUCUGGAGAAAAGAAGUUGAUGCCCUCUUGGGCAGGGAAUGCUUCAACUCUGAGGGCUUGGCUUCGGCAAUUGAGUUUCUGGGAAGUAGACAACCAGGUGCCGAAAAGCAGAUGGGGCGUGAAGCUCUUUCAGGCCUUUCCUGAAGGGAGCAUUCCUCGGCGCAUCGCGGAGGGUUUGCCUAUGGAAGUGAUCCUGUCCGAGGCUGGGUACGGUGCGAUUCUUACGGCGGUGUUAGAGAAGUUUCGGCCUUACUUGGAAGCAGCGGCUCCGGCAGCAGUGGACGCGUACUUUUACAGUGGCGAGAGACAGCGGAACGAGACCUUUUCCACCUUCAUCGCUGCAAAGGAGCUGGCGAAGCAGGAGGUCGAGAACCUCGCCGGGGAGCGCAUCCCGGACAAGAUCGCAGGGCGCAUCCUCAUGCGCCAGGCAAACUUAACAGAGGCUCAACGAGAAAGCAUGGCGAUCAAGCACAACGCCUUGUUGGGGUUUGAUGAAGUGGCUAGAGCCCUGAGGCCUCUGGAUAGGCCAGACGCGCUGUUGAAGCCGAUGACCUCCUCAUCCUUGGUGGCUGCAAUGGAGAAUGGUUCUGCUGUCACCUACUUCCAGGAGGAGGACUAUGCCGAGACACUUCCCGGAGGUUACUACGAGGAGCCGGAGGUUGACGAGCACGGCGAGCCCUACAUGUUCUACGAGGCGGACAGAGAAUAUGAUGAAGAAGAGGCCUUGUAUAUAUGGGCUUACAACGAUGCUUACAACCAGCUGCUCCUCGACAUGAACCCCGGUGAGCACUCAGCGUAUCCUGCUUACCAAGAUGUUCGACGUGAGCUGCAAGCAAGGAGGAAAGGUCGGCAGUUUUACAAGCCGACGGAAGCAAAGGGGAAAGGAAAGACCAAAGGCCGGAAGGGAGCUCCAGCCUUCCGAGGAGCGAAAGGCCGGGGACGAUCCCAAGGCCGGUUUGGCAAGGGCAAAGGUCGAGGCGGGCAUCGUGGUACUGCCGAUGACCUUUUGUCCAGAACAAGGUGCUAUGGCUGCGGCGAGCUGGGACACUUUAGCCGCGACUGUCCGAACAACCAGACGGCGAGUGCAGACCAGCGAGCGAACUUCGUGAUCAGCCAGGGGCAAGGAGCCUUGAACCGGACCUUCAUGCAUUCCAAGGCUUCCUUUAGCCCCGGCCCAAUCAGCAUCUUUGCAGGCGUCCGCACCAGUGCCGGACAGGGUCUUGUGGACAGCGCGGCCGAGGAAGGCGUGAUUGGGAGCGAGGCCUUCAGUCGUUUGAAGGCUACCUUGCAACAGCAAGGGCUCAGACCUGUCUUGGUGAAAGGGCCCACUGGUUCGUGUGCCGGCAUAGGUGGCUCGGCAGAAGUUUCGAACAUCUGGGAUGUUCCGAUUGGGGUCUGCCAGACGAAUGGUCUUCUGCGUGUCACGGAGGUGAAGGAGCUGGUGGGUAUGGUCAUUGACUACGACCGAGAGGAGGUUCGAACUCGCCAAGGUCUCAGCGAUGCCUUCGGCUACCGGGGCCGGCCAGGAAGCGCAUCGAGAGGUGCCUCGGAGGAUCUUCUUUGUGACCUCGUGCCAUGCAGCGGCGAGUGCAAGAGCUUGUGCACGGAGAGCUGGAGCAGGGCCGACGACAAGUGCGCCAUCGUGGUUCGGAUGAUUGUCACGGCUCGCGACCAGAUGGUGAUCGAUGCCUUGACGGUCGACCCAGCCCAAAAACAAUGGCCGUGCGAGCCGGAGAGAUGCGAGCAUCCGGAAGAUCAGCUUCGGAUGAGGGGCAACCAAGCCCAGUACUGGUGGGUGUGCCUGAGCUGCGGGAGUCGAUGGGAGCGAACCGAGGCAGCAGUGGCGAUUGCAGGACAGGGUGCUGUGCCCGAGCGAGUGAAGCCUGUCUAUCGAACUACAGCACCCCCAAAACUGCUGCCACCGCCUCGGUCUCGCAACGACCUCGGCACCCUCACUUUGGAGCAAGCCAGGAUGGCACCGGCGACUUCGGCCUCCUCGACUCCUCCAAAGUCGUUUUCGGCUACCAGAGCAACCGGACCAGGGGCAAGCAACUCGGCCUACCCGGACAAAACGAUUCUCCGCAAGGCCAUCCACAAGGCGAACGCAGGGGCGAAGGAGUAUCCGGACACGAUGUUCACCGAGGAGCCCGACUAUGGAAGCCAGAAGGAGCCCGAAGCCAGCAAGAGCCAAGGGUCAAGUUCGAUGAGAGCGUUGGCCCUCUUUCAACCAGGUUCCCCGGUCAAGGACCUGGAGAGAGUCGAUGCGCGAGGUUUGAGGACAGCGACCACGACGGAGUGGGCCCAUGAGGGCGACAACUCCUCGACGGUCCCGAAGCCUGCCGGCAGGGGUCAAUCCAAUUCAGGAGAGGUCCCGUCGCCGUCAGGUGCACUUGCAGGAGAGCCAACCGAGCUCUAUGCGAUCGACGACAGCGACCAGGAGGAGCGAAUGGACAAGACGCCGUCCUCCUUUGCGAUGGUCGACCCGGCGGAGCAGGUGCAGCAAGCAAUGGCACGAAGAGGCUACAAGGUUGCGUGUGGUCUCGCAAUUCUUCUUUCAACGCUGGGACAACCACCACCUUUGGCAGCUUCUCCGAGUACGAAGUUGCCUUUCGAACGGCUGGAGGAUGCCGGGUUCAGAGUACGACGACCUCUACCACGGCUCUUUCUUUUGCAGUUCGGUGUGCACUUUGCCCCGACCCCUGAAGACCUUCGUUGUGAACAAGCUGGAGCAAGCGUGUUGUGGUGCACCAAUCAACGAUGGGACUACGAUGUCAAGAACGGCCACAACGGUAUCUACUACCACCACUUCCUUGCAUCAACCAGGAAAACAACGAUCUACACCAACGAGGGUCCCGAAGACUUUAUGUACUACAAGGUGCUUCCGGUCAUGACACAGGUCACAGAUGGCGAUCUCCAGGAGACAUGUCCAGCGUUCGUUACCGGCAUGGUGCAGGGCAGCAGUCGAGCGACGCAAGGUCUUCUCCGCCAGCUUCCAUCAGCCACGGCGGCCGUGGCGAUUCACCUGGUGAUGCCGGGACCCAGCCUCAACAUCCUCACUAAUGAUAAGACACUGGUUCGGAUUUUCGAAGCAGUUGCUUGGCACAAGUGCGGGUGGGUGUCCUCGGAUCCAGAAGAGCUGGAGUGGUGUGUUCGGGCCUUUUUGGAGUGCUUAUGUCACCCAGGUGUUCUCCAUGGCAACGACCACCCCGCUAAGCCAGCUGUUCAGGCCACGGUGGACAAACAUCGGCACUCCUUUGAUGCCUUGGUGCAAGCUGUGCAACUUCAGACGGCGGCUACUUUCCGCGCUUCGGUUGCUUCUUCUUUUGGGGAGAGCGAGGAUUCUAAGGUUUUCGCGGCUUUUGCGGAGAAUGUGGCAGCGAACACCUCUCGAAUGGUUCGUGGACCAACCUCGCGAGCUUCGUUUCCUGCAGCAGUUGAACCCGAGAUGGAGUCAGGAUUGCAGGGAGAAGAAGAAGAUGAAGCCGUACAAGAAGUGCGAGGGGCUCUCCGACCUGUCACGGAGAAUAGCCAAGUCGCUGCUGCAUUGGAGAAGGUUGAGGACUUCAGGAAGCACGAGCCGACUGGAAGGUUUUCUCUACACCCUUCAUUACGGCGAGAGCUCUUCAAAGUUCACCGGAACCUCAACCAUCCUGCGAAGGAUGUGUUUUUGCGUGCUCUCCGACACUCCGGAGUACGCGAAGAUGUGCUGCAGUGGGCGAAAGAGUUCUUCGUGUGCCCGCUUUGCGAAGCGGCCAAGCAGACAUUGCCCGCGCGUCCGGCACAUUUAGCGAAGGCCCUCGAAUUUAACGCAGUGGUCGCCAUCGACUUAUUCUAUCUGAGUCUCUUUGGCACUGAAAGGAUCUUCUUGUUGUGCCUGGACCAUGGGACCGGGUACCUCCAGGUGGUCCAAUGCGAAGACGCCAAGGCCCUCACGGUGAGACGUGCAUUCAACAAGUUCUGGAUUGCUCCGUAUGGUGUUCCGGAGGUGUUGAUUUGCGACCAAGGGCCGGAAUUCGCCGGAGAACAGUUUGUGGAGUUUGUGUCGCAGAUGGGUGCAGCGGUACACUUUACAGACGCCGCCUCUCCUUGGAAAAAUGGGAGAGCUGAGAGAGCAGUGGGCACCUUUAAGCGAAAGCUCAAAGUGGUUCUGCAGGAGACGUCCGCAUCCUCUGAAGAGCUGGACUGCGUGGUGGCACAAGUGGUGGCUGCGCAUAACAGCCUGUCUGACCGCCGCGGGUAUUCACCCAACCAGCGGCUAUUUGGCCGAUCUCUGAGAUUGCCGGGUUCCUUGAUGGCAACGGACCGGUGGGAUCAGGAGAUGAUUAAGGCGGCCGCUGGAGAUGUUGUUCAGCGGAGUUGGGCAAUUCGUGACGCUGCCCGGGCGGCCUGGAUCAAAGAGGAUGAUGUGACGGCGGUCCACCGAGCUUCAGCAGCCCAGACUCGGCGCUCGGAUGUCCACGCCUACAGUUUCCAGCCAGGCCAAUGGGUUUUCGUUUGGCGAAAGACAGGAAGCAGGUACGGCUGGGUUGGGCCAGGCGCUCUCCUGGCAAUGACCCCGGGUGGCAACACUUGGUGGGUCAACAUGAGAGGACGGUUGUGGAAAGUGUCAGCCGAGCAGCUGCGGCCAGCUUCUAGUGAAGAAGACCUUGGGGCCGCUCUUGUGCUAGAGCUGCACCGGGAUCUCCUCGACCAGAUCCGUCAGGGAGUCCGAUCGGGAUAUGAGGAUGUCACUCAAGAAGGAGAACCACCUCUUGACGAGCUGGAGGAACUGUUUCCAGACGUGUUUGGCGAGGACGACAGGCCAGAGCUACCACAACCUGAAGGUCGCCCGGAAUCUGCAGGGGACCGACCUGCUGACGACCUCACCACCACUGCGGGCGACAACUACAGCGAGAGGCCUCUUCCGUCCGAGCCCAACCUCAGCAGGAGACACAGCGCUGCGUCGGUUCCUGUGGACGGCAACCAAGGUGAACCCCAGAGAAGCUCAAGUUCUCCAGCCACGGCACCGUCCUCGUUGCCAGAUCGUCCACCUAUCCGAGUGGAUGAAGCUAGCAGUGGAUCUAUGCUGCUGGGACCGGUGCGCGAGCGACGUGGGCCACCAGUACACAACCCCUACUUUGCGAAGGAGACCUUCUUGGAAGAGGAGAUCAAGCCUUCCGUGUACCUCGAGGUGAUGGCCUUUGACCAGCCAGACGUUGGCGGCAGCAACUUCCUGACAAGCAAAGGACCGAAGUGGACUCGACUGACCACCUCGGGCCGCACCCACCUGGAGCCUCUGAAGCCUCAGACUACGUUUGGGUGCCAGGAAGCCGAGGCAAGCUUUUGCGAGCGGGACAAGUGCCUGUACCUGACUAAGGCCAAAACGUCCUUUGGACAAGUCGAGUUCUCUAAGCUCCAGGGUGAGGAACGAGAGACUUUUCGCAAGAGCCGGGCCAAAGAGAUGGAAUCGCUUCUGGCAAACAAGGCGAUCCGGGUGCUAUCGCUCAAGGAGUCGGAAGAGUUCCGGAGGAACCACCCCGACUACGUGCUUGAGUCAAGGUUCGUGGAUCGCUACAAGCCCGUCGCGAUCUCUCCGGCGGACAUCGAGAAGGCCAAGAAAGCGGCGAUGGACAACGAAGACCUGGAGCCCCUGGAGAUGACCGAGGACAGAAGUCAGCCAAAGUCCCGCUGGUGUGUAGUGGGCUGGGCAGACCCACAUGUGCAUCAGAUCGAGCGAUCGGCUCCUACGCCUUCGAGUGCAGCAGUGAACACCGUGCUGCAAGUGAACGCCAGCCGCAGAUGGACCACGUACGUUAAAGACGUGAAAACUGCGUUUCUGCAGUCGCGGCCGACUAGCAGAAAAACCCCUCUUGCUUGCAAUCAACCCCGUGAUGAAUGUUUGCCCGGAUUGGAUCCAAGGCAGCUCAUUUUGCUCUUAACUGAGAUUUACGGGUUGGUUAGCGGCCCCUCCUGGUGGCGCUCCAGUUUUCUGCAACGGACUGGCAAGCUGGGGUACCGUGUGUGUCCGUACGAACCGUGUGUGCUGGUGCUGCCCGCCGUAGAACCUCAACAGCCUACGCAAGGACUUCUGGUCGUUGAGGUGGAUGACGUGAUUGAGGGCGGAGAUGAACGGCAUCGCAAGCUGAUGGCCACUCUGGAGUCCGAGAUCACCUUCGGCAAGGUCAUCAACUUGCAGCAGGCCGAGACCAGCUACGCCGGGAAGUCCAUCAAGCAGCUCGAGGACUUUUCCUUUGUCAUGCACAUGGAUGAGUACAUCUAUACUCGCAUGUCGCCCAUCGCCAUGGCGAGGAAAGUACUCAAGAAGGACGUGCCAAACGUCAAGCUGGACGAGAACGAAAAGUCGCAACUUCGAGGUGUGUUGGCCACCUUGACGUGGGUUGGCAGAGAGGCUAGGCCAGAUGCUGCGGCUGCAAGCAGCAUCCUGGCAUCAACGUUUCCCGAGCCAACGGUGGAGGUGAUCUACAUGGCGAACGACAUGGUGCGGCAGCUGAAGCAGCACCCGGUGAAGCUUCGGAUUCACUCGAUUCCUGAAGAUCGGGUACGGAAUCUGCUGAUCAGCGAUGCCGCGUUCGACACCUCCGGCCGGGAAAAGUCACAGCAUGGCUACUUGUUGGGGUUUACCAACGACGAGCUCAACCUCGGCAAGGUCGCUCCUGUUAGUUUGAUGCUUUGGAGAUCGCGUCGACUGAGACGAAAGGCUGCGAGCUCAAUGCUGUGUGAAGCUCUGUCCCUGUCAGCAGCUACUGGAUGCUUGGAAAAGCAGGACGCUUUGUGGGACGCUCUAUGGCUGUCCAACUACGAGCCGCGACAGAGACAGCGCCAGGAAGCUGAAGUCUUGGAGCUGCAGGGGCGAUCCACGGUGAUCUCCCACGAGUCCGAGCUGUUUCGCGAUCCUCGAAGUGUGGUAGUGAUCGACGCGAAAGCCUUGUAUGACAGUCUUCUCAACGACCAAGCUGGUGAGUGCGAGCGGUCGAACCUCGAGGUGGCAGUGAUCAAGGAGAGUCUGCAAGUUUGCCGAUCUCGAGUGCGCUGGGUUCCGCAUAAUUUUAACCCGGCCGAUUCUUUGACGAAGUAUCCGGGGGCGCACCUUGAGCCAUUGGUGCGACUGCUUAAAGCUUCGACCUUUAAGGUCACUGACGAGCAGCAAACGCUGCAGGGCGGCAGACAAGGCCUGAACAGGCAGAAGAAUCAAUCUUGGGAGGAUGCUCCAGAUUGGAGUCCAGAAAUCAGCUGUCAGUUUACAGCUGCUGUGAAGGAGGCGAUGCAGGCGCUCCGUGAUAACGAGGGGCUCGUGCUGAUCAUUCCCUCCUUCCCGGGCAUCGCGUCGCGCAGAGUACGACCUCGGCCCACCACCAGGCCUAUUUCCAAAUUCUUCAAUGAGCAGCUCAAAGGAGAUGUUAAGCUGGAAGACACUACUUGCCAGCAUCCCUUCACUCUGCCAGGCAGAUCUUGCUUGGUGGACAUCCACAGAUACCGGCGGCUCCCAGGGCGAAGUCAAAUUUUUGAGUAUCGUUGUGGGGGCCAACUCGUUCGAGGGAUUCCCUGCAGAUCGCUCAAGUACGUCAGAAAGUGUGGCGGCUUGCGGACUUGGGAAGCUGCAGUGGAGUGUGUGAUCUGCAACAGCGAGAACACACGACAGGCUCACCUCAGCAACUGGCAGAAGUCUUGGGUGCAGCAUGCCCCGUUGACCUCUGUGAGGUAUGAUAUGGCCAGGCUGAAGUCAGAUGUUAUUAUCAUCGAAGCCGGAAGGGAAGCUGCCGACAUGGGCUCCGAGUACAAGGGGCUCGUUCCAUAG